Colletotrichum abscissum is the source of this 999-nucleotide messenger RNA. RefSeq names its product methyltransferase domain-containing protein. Gene Ontology annotation, molecular function: methyltransferase activity. The transcript is spliced from 8 exons. Bases 1 to 999 code for a protein of 332 amino acids. Lineage: Eukaryota; Fungi; Ascomycota; Sordariomycetes; Glomerellales; Glomerellaceae. The record is from RefSeq and is a predicted model, not a curated record.
AUGCAAACAACGAAUGAUGAACAUCUGGCGGCUGACGAGACUGACACCGAUGGCUCAUCGGUGAGCAAUGCAAGCCUGGCUUCGUCUACAACGAGUGUGACCAGUUCUAUUCUGGAGUAUCGUAUUGAAAAUGGGCGAACCUACCACAAGUAUAAGGACGGCAAGUACGCCGCCCCUAACGACGAGAGAGAAAGUGAUCGCCUUGACCUUCAACACAAUUUGUUCAUCCGGACGUUUGAUGAUCGACUCGGUAGUGCGCCACCAAACGAUCGAGACGCAAAGGUCGGCAGAGUUCUCGACAUCGGCACCGGAUCCGGAAUCUGGGCCAUUGACUUUGGCGACGAACACCCAGAAUCCGAGGUCAUUGGUGUUGAUCUGUCGGCGAUACAGCCUCUAUUCGUGCCACCGAAUGUGCAGUUCGAAAUUGACGACAUCGAGGAGCCGUGGCUGUUCUCGAGGCCCUUCGAUUACAUCCAUAGUCGCAUGAUGACGGGCAGCAUCAGAAACUGGAGACAAUUCCUCCAGAACUGCUUCGAUAACCUCAACCACGGCGGCUACCUUGAGCUCAACGACAUCGACGCCGUACCCGUCUCAGACGACGGGACCCUCACGGAGGAAACCUCGCUGAUGAAAAGCGUUCGUCUCUGCUGUGAAGCGAUCGCCAAGUUAGGGGUCCCCUACGAGCAUUUCAGCCGUUUCGAGGGCGUUCUCAAGGAGAUUGGCUUCGAAGACGUGCACAUCCAGCGAUUCAAAUGGCCCACCAACAGUUGGCCCAAGGAUAAGAAGCACAAGGAGAUUGGGAUCUGGAACUACGAGAACUUUGCUCCUAAUUGGGAGGGCUUUCUUAUGGCGCCGCUGACCCGAGCUCUCGACUGGACGAAAGAAGAGGUCAUUAUCCUCGCCAUGGAGGCUCGGAAAGACUUUGCGAACAGGAACAUUCAUGCUUACUAUAACAUGUGGGUUAUUCUUACUAUCCGGCUUAUCAUUGAGCUAACUUGA